Lucilia cuprina (Australian sheep blowfly) is the source of this 3453-nucleotide messenger RNA. It is a transcript of the gene Hsl, whose product is annotated as hormone-sensitive lipase. Gene Ontology annotation, molecular function: sterol ester esterase activity; triacylglycerol lipase activity. NCBI's taxonomy places the organism in Eukaryota, Metazoa, Arthropoda, Insecta, Diptera, Calliphoridae. Gene Ontology annotation, biological process: triglyceride catabolic process; cholesterol metabolic process. The record is from RefSeq and is a predicted model, not a curated record. The transcript has 5 exons. Gene Ontology annotation, cellular component: cytosol. The coding region runs from base 418 to 3342 and encodes 974 amino acids.
GUCAAUGUUAUAAGUUGUCUUGUUGUUGCUGCUACUACUUGUCAUUUGGAUUUUUUUUCUGUGAGAAUCUCUUUUUCCUUUUGUAUUUAUUGUUUUUUUGUGAUUCCUCAUCCGUAUAGAACAGAAGUGAUGUCAAUUUUCUGAGCGAAAACGCAAUAAAUUUUAUAGAAAAUUAUUUAAAAUUAUUAAGUAAAAUUGUUUAAAAUUAAUUGAAAAUUUUGUGUAUAUACAUUUGGAAAUAAAUGAAAAGAGAAAGUGGCUUUUAUAAAACGUUCAUUUGUUAGUCGAACCGUAAAUAGUUGUUUAAGGUGGUAUACUUUGCUGUAUGAUACAUGUCCAUCAACAUCAUCAUCAUCAUCGACAACUGGCUGGUUAUUUAGAGCUGCUUGCAAUAAUAAGAGAGAUUUUCGUUAUUUUAUGAAUAAUAUGCAAUGUUUCAAGAGUCAAACGUUGUCACCCAAUGCAGUCGAUUUAACACAAAAUGGAAAUGAAAUUUUAGGCAAAGAAACUCUAAACAACAACGAUAAUAUAGUCGUAGAUGAGGCAAAUCAAUGCAAUGGUCACUUAAAAGAUAAUAAAGAUGUUGCAGAAGCUUCUGGCUCUCAGCAGCCGCCCACACCAACAACCUUACCACCCUCACCCCCACCUAAUAUGAAACCUUUGUACCGUGAACUCUUAUUAGCCUGUCAAGAGCAAGCGGAGUUCUUUAAAGAUGAUGUCACCGAGCGUGGGCAACGUUUACAUGCUGCUUUGGUGGCUUGGCAGGAUUUCAUUUUACUUUCCCAUGAUUUGGUGCAACAGGUAGAAGCGUUUGCCUAUAAAUACGAUUUUGAUGAACAUACACCCGGCAAUGGUUACCGCAGUUUUAUUUCGGUUAAUGACUCUUGCAUAGAAUAUGGUUUGGGUAUUUGUAAAAAUCUCUUGGCUUCCCGUUCCACCAUGUUUUUUCGCAAGAAAUUCUAUAUGAAGGAGGUGGAGGCCUGUUCUCAGCUGUUGUCUUCUUUGUGCACUUGUCUCAAACAUUUGUUGAUAUUGCAUGACUGGUCCAAGGAUUCGGGUGACUUAUUUGCCUGUGGCAAACAUUCGGCCGAGGAGCUAUUCGAAAUGGGCGAGACCAUUAAUCAGUAUUGUUUUUAUGGCCGUUGUUUGGGUUUCCAAUAUGGCGACUCCAUACGUGGAGUUUUGCGUUUUAUCUCCAUUAGUAUGGCCGGGUUUUCGGAGACGUUUUAUGCUCCCGAUCAUGAUGGCGCCUUGUUGAAGACUACCCGCAGUGUUUGGACUAGCGGUAAAUAUUUGCUGAAUCCCGAGCUAAGGGCUCGUCGUAUAGUGAAUUUGUCACAAAAUGCCAAAAUCGAUUUUUGUAAAUCAUUUUGGUUUCUCUCCGAAUCGGAACUAAUGCAUAAAAUACCCAGUAUAGUGGGUAGUUCCAUAAAAAUUAAUCAAAUUAUUGAAAUACCCUCAGAGCCGUUGCAGUUUAAGGCACAAAAAUCCCCUAAACCAGAAGAAGAAAAAGACGUCAAAGAAGAGGAAAACCUUAAAGAACAUAAUGAAAAAGAAGAAUUUAUUGAUAUACCAGUGCCCAGUAGCCAUUUGGGUCCUGGUUUGUCCAUACAAGUGCGUUUACUUAGUUAUCAUCGCCGUGAGGGUAUGGUUGGUUUGGGUUCGCGUGGCUAUAGGGGAUGGCGUAAAUUGCCUGCACGCAGUCCCUGUCUAUUAUUUCACUGUCACGGUGGUGGUUUUGUGGCGCAAUCAUCGAAAUCUCACGAAUUAUAUCUACGAGACUGGGCAGUGGCCUUAGAUUGUCCCAUAUUAUCGGUGGACUAUAGUUUGGCUCCAGAGGCUCCAUUUCCGCGGGCCAUAGAAGAGGUUUUCUAUGCGUACUGUUGGAUGUUGAAAAAUUACUCAUACUUGGGCACUACUGCUGAACGUAUCGUAUUGGCUGGUGAUUCGGCAGGUGCCAAUCUUUGCAUAGCUUUAGCUCUCAAGUGUAUUGAACAGGGUGUGCGUGUGCCAGAUGGUUUAUUUUUGGCCUAUUGUCCCACUCUUAUAUCCUUUGUACCCAGUCCAGCUCGUUUGUUAUGCCUAAUGGAUCCUCUUUUGCCCUUCGGCUUUAUGAUGCGUUGCCUUAGAGCCUAUGCUGCCCCCAGUCCGGAGGUUUUAACUGAAAACUCUAAGAGUGAAGAAUUGAUAAAGGAAAUACGCAAGGCUUGUGAACAAGAGCCGCAUUAUAAACUGCAUUUGGAACAUCCAGAGAGUAAUAUGUCUUCUAGACGCACCUCAAAUGCCAAAAGUCCCCUAUCUUCUGCGGCCGAAAAUUCCAAAUGGGAACAGAUUAAGUGCCACAACACAGAUCAUCACGAGGGCAACUCUAAAAUUUCCCAGGGCAUUGAAAUGGCUGAGGAGGAAACCGAAGAUAGUUCAGAAAAUACUUUUGCCAGUGCCUCUUAUCACAGUCAAACUGUUGAACACACCGAUCUGCCCUCCAUAGAGGACGAUGACAAUAGCUCAUGUCUCUCCUUCGAAGAUGAUUCUCAGCCCAUAGAACAUUAUCCCGUGGUGCCGGCACAUAAAAAUUCCGAUUCUGAACAAUAUAUAGAUCGUUUUUUGGAUUCCUAUAUAGUGGAUGGCUCUACCGAAGAGGCUAAGGAGGCGAAUGAUGUAAACGGCGUGAAGAGUGGUUACGUUGCGGGUUCAGAAGACGAUUUACAAACUAUGCCGGCAAAAACUCUAAGCGAAGAGAAUCUUUUAGUUGAGGCCAGCAAAGAGGCUAUAGCUUUAGAAACUAUACAGGGCAGAUUUAAUAAUGCCGUUAACAGUAUUUCGAAUACCCUUAAUCGUUACACACAAUCGUAUGAGAUCAAAAGUGAUGGAGUUGAGGGUCAAAAGCCUUUACAAGAUUUACGUAAUAUGGAUGCACUGAUAGCACGUAGCCCUAGUGCAGAGUUUGCUUUUCAAAUACCUAAAGAUCCAUUUUUAUCGCCUUACUAUGCCAGUGACGAGUGGUUAAAACAAAUGCCGAAUACUAAGAUAUUGACUUUAGAAAUGGAUCCUUGUUUGGAUGAUUGUGUAAUGUUUGCCAAAAAAUUAAAAAGACUUAAUAGACCAGUUACUUUGGAUAUUUUAAAGGGAUUACCACAUGGUUUUCUAAAUUUUACAAUGCUCUCUAAUGAAGCCAUGGAAGGUUCCAAAAUUUGUAUUAAUCUAUUGAAACAACUUUUGGAAAUAGACACAACAAACCCCACAAAAAUCUCACCCACCACCACCACCAUCACUACCCCCACAACAGUCUCUAACGGUUCAACUAAGGAGUCCUUAACUAACUGUACAACAGAAAAUAAAUAAAAUUAGUUAUUGUUGCACUAAAUUAUAUAUUUAUUAAAGAAAAAAAAAACGCAAAAACUCAAUUUUAAACUACACGCGCUUUUUUGUAAUUUUAAACUUACACUUACACAA